Molecule: messenger RNA, 3795 nt
Organism: Odobenus rosmarus divergens (Pacific walrus)
Lineage: Eukaryota; Metazoa; Chordata; Mammalia; Carnivora; Odobenidae
Gene: DYNC1I2
Product: dynein, cytoplasmic 1, intermediate chain 2
Exons: 18
Coding region: 230-2146 (638 amino acids)
Biological process (GO): transport along microtubule
Cellular component (GO): cytoplasmic dynein complex
Molecular function (GO): dynein light chain binding; dynein heavy chain binding
Source: RefSeq, a predicted model, not a curated record
AACUCCCAGAAUGCAUUGCUCGAGGCACGCAGGUUUCCCUUGUAGCUGGGGAUUGUAGUUCUCUCUGGUCUUGUCACUCUGUAAGGCGAGAGUGGUGUGGUUGCUUACCUAGCCGGAGGACAUCAGGCGUAUUCUUCCAGUUUUUGGCAAAGUGGAAACACUUCGGGCCCCUAGGCUGACUGGGUUCUUUGUCUUAUCUUUUGGUUUCUACUUUACACAGGUCACAAACAUGUCGGACAAAAGUGAAUUAAAGGCAGAGUUGGAACGAAAGAAGCAGCGGUUGGCCCAAAUUAGAGAGGAAAAGAAGAGAAAAGAAGAAGAAAGGAAGAAAAAGGAAACUGAUCAGAAGAAGGAAGCAGUUGCGCCUGUGCAAGAAGAAUCAGAUCUUGAAAAAAAAAGAAGAGAAGCUGAAGCAUUGCUUCAAAGCAUGGGGCUAACUCCAGAAUCCCCCAUUGUUUUUUCUGAAUACUGGGUCCCUCCUCCUAUGUCUCCAUCCUCCAAAUCUGUGAGCACACCGAGUGAAGCUGGAAGCCAAGACUCUGGAGAUGGCGCAGUGGGAUCUAGGACGCUGCAUUGGGAUACAGAUCCAUCAGUUCUUCAGCUUCACUCAGAUUCCGAUUUGGGACGAGGACCUAUUAAACUUGGAAUGGCUAAAAUUACACAAGUUGACUUUCCUCCUCGAGAAAUCGUCACAUAUACAAAGGAAACUCAGACUCCAGUUAUGGCUCAACCCAAAGAAGAUGAAGAGGAAGAAGAUGAUGUGGUGACUCCUAAACCACCUAUUGAACCUGAAGAAGAGAAAACUUUAAAGAAAGAUGAAGAAAAUGAUAGUAAAGCUCCCCCUCAUGAGCUGACUGAAGAAGAAAAGCAACAAAUCUUACACUCAGAGGAAUUUUUAAGUUUCUUUGACCAUUCUACAAGAAUUGUAGAAAGAGCCCUUUCUGAGCAGAUUAACAUCUUCUUUGACUACAGUGGAAGAGAUUUGGAAGACAAAGAAGGAGAGAUUCAAGCAGGUGCUAAACUGUCAUUAAAUCGACAAUUUUUUGAUGAACGUUGGUCAAAGCAUCGUGUUGUUAGUUGUUUGGAUUGGUCAUCUCAGUAUCCAGAGCUACUCGUGGCUUCUUAUAAUAACAAUGAAGAUGCUCCUCAUGAACCUGAUGGUGUAGCCCUUGUAUGGAAUAUGAAAUACAAAAAAACUACCCCAGAAUAUGUGUUUCACUGCCAGUCAGCUGUGAUGUCUGCUACGUUUGCAAAAUUUCAUCCAAAUCUGGUUGUUGGUGGUACAUAUUCAGGCCAAAUUGUGCUGUGGGAUAACCGUAGCAAUAAAAGAACUCCAGUGCAGAGAACUCCGCUGUCAGCUGCUGCACACACACAUCCUGUAUAUUGUGUAAAUGUUGUUGGAACACAAAAUGCUCACAAUCUGAUUAGCAUAUCUACUGAUGGAAAAAUUUGUUCAUGGAGUCUGGACAUGCUUUCCCAUCCACAGGAUAGCAUGGAAUUGGUUCAUAAACAGUCAAAGGCAGUAGCUGUGACAUCUAUGUCCUUCCCUAUUGGAGAUGUCAACAACUUUGUUGUUGGGAGUGAAGAAGGUUCGGUGUACACAGCAUGCCGCCAUGGCAGCAAAGCUGGAAUCAGUGAGAUGUUUGAGGGACAUCAAGGACCAAUUACUGGUAUCCAUUGUCAUGCAGCUGUUGGAGCAGUGGACUUCUCACAUCUUUUUGUCACUUCAUCAUUUGACUGGACAGUAAAACUUUGGACAACUAAGAAUAACAAGCCUUUGUAUUCAUUUGAAGAUAAUUCAGACUAUGUUUAUGAUGUUAUGUGGUCACCCACCCACCCAGCCCUGUUUGCUUGUGUGGAUGGCAUGGGGAGGCUGGAUUUGUGGAAUCUCAAUAAUGACACAGAGGUGCCAACUGCCAGCAUUUCUGUGGAGGGGAAUCCUGCUCUUAAUCGUGUAAGAUGGACCCAUUCUGGAAGAGAGAUUGCUGUGGGUGACUCUGAAGGACAGAUUGUCAUAUAUGACGUGGGAGAGCAGAUUGCUGUCCCCAGAAAUGAUGAAUGGGCACGGUUUGGCCGAACACUCGCAGAAAUUAAUGCAAACCGAGCUGAUGCAGAGGAGGAAGCAGCUACCCGAAUACCUGCUUAGCUCCUGAGAGGGGGAUAUUGUAGCCUUAGCGGAUUUGGGGAAGUCUCUAAGUAGAACCUAAGACUAUUUGCAUGUUUCUGUCUAAAUGUUAAUUAAAAGGAAAUUUUGUGGAUUUAACCAUGGAUUUAAUGCAGCAAGUAAAUCUUACAAUGUCCCUUUUUAUAUAACAUGCAUCUUGUUCUGGAUUUGUGUCAUUUUUAAUACAGCUGAUUGACUUUACAGAUUGCAGCCUUUUCUGAAUUCUUAUACACAGGUGUAUAUUUGGUAUUAGUUAUUCUUUUGAAUUCUUUUCAACUUAUAACACUAUAUAAGUUAUUUCUAAAGUACAGAUUAAAUCAGUUCUGCAUAUUUUUAAAUAGUCACAAUUCCCUGUUAUACUGAUACUGUCCUCACUAACCAUAACAUGUGAGAACAUUGUUUAUUCUUAGCCAUAGCAUGCAUACAUCUACCCAAGCUCCAUUCUAAUAUCCUUUUUCUUCUUUAUAAUUCAUGUGAUAACUGUCUAUAAAUAAAAACAAAUAUGCUUUAACUUUUCAGAUUUUCAUUUUGAUUUAGCCUUGCAAUUUUAAUUUUCCCAUCCCUUUUAUAAAGUGUCUUUUUUUCCAUAUCUUUCUUUAAGCUCUUGUUGUAAGCAGCCACCUCAAGUCUCAUGAAGUUUUGUGUCUUAAAUAUGCCAUACAUUUAAUGUAGAUCUCUUGAUGAAUUAUGGACUGAUGUUUAACCUCUCAGUGAAAAAAUGUCUCCUAAGUUAACUUUUGCUUUACUCCCGUAUUUACAUUCCAUCUGAGAUGUAGUUCAUCUAAAGAAUAAACAGAAAGCUGCCUAUUAUUUUCAUUGAUUGAGAUUAUUAUGUAUGUGAGCUCUCUGAGACUGAAACCUCCUGUGAGAGAAAUUGAUUUCAUGGUUGCAAUAGUAGCUAUGAAGGAAAAGUGUUCAAAUGAACUUUAUCAUUGAAUCAACUCCACAUCUUGAGAUCUGUUACCAUACAAACUUGUAUAAGCAAGUCUGAAAGGUGAGUGACAAAUAUCUAAGCAUGAAUGUUGAAAUCAACCUAUUUCAGAAUUAGAGGAAAGCAUUAUGAUCAGAUCUGUAUUUUAUCCACUUUAAAUUGUCCAUUUCCUUGAUCCUAACCUCUUAUCCUUCUAAAGUUUAACUAUUCAACAGAACAUGAACUAGGAAGGAAGAAUAGAUAUCAGAAUCUGAACAUUUUUGUUGUUUUACAAUUCUAACAAAGAUCUGUUGGAAGAUAAAUUUCCAAAUAAUAAAAUUUCUAAACUAUAUGAGUAUUGUGUAAUGUAAAAAUAAUCACCUAGGAAUAUUAGACCCAACUCUAGUUCUAGCUCUGGCACUCAUGAGAAGUGUGAUUUUAGCCAAGUCUUUCCAUCUGUUUGUGCCUCAUUCUUUUCAUCUAGGAAUUAAGUUUGGAUUAGAUGAUUGUUAAAUUUCCUUCCAGCUCUAAAAUUAUUGAUUGUAAUUACUUCAGGCAAUUCUCCGUUUUUAUGUAUUCAGUUUUCACAAAUUAGCACCCCAUAAUUGCCUAUUAUAUAUCAAAGAUAAGUUUUUUAUAUUAGUAGGCAAACAUCUCAAGUUAGUUCAUGGUAGCAAUGUCUAUGAGUCAGAAGUUUGAUUUCAGCGGUCACACUGUCUUU